This is a messenger RNA of Limulus polyphemus (Atlantic horseshoe crab), 1521 nucleotides long. RefSeq names its product carbonic anhydrase-related protein 10-like. The record is from RefSeq and is a predicted model, not a curated record. Lineage: Eukaryota; Metazoa; Arthropoda; Merostomata; Xiphosura; Limulidae. Gene Ontology annotation, molecular function: zinc ion binding; carbonate dehydratase activity. The transcript is spliced from 11 exons. The coding region runs from base 321 to 1265 and encodes 314 amino acids.
UGUUGUCUCAUCUUUAGUCCCGUAGUAAGUGCUACCAGGGUUAGGAAAGUCGCUUCGCUCGUUCCGUUGGUUUGAGUUUCAAAUAAAAGUUGACCAGUGUACAUGAUCUAGUUUGUAUUACGAACUUUUUCUUCUUGAGAUUUCAUGAUAGCUUGAAAUUUUAUAAACUUGAGUAACAGUUUUUGGUUAUUGUCUGUAAAGUUUUCUUUUCAAAGUCAUUGGAUUCAUGAACACAGUUAUUAAAAUCUUCCGCGGUUAUUUUUUCUGACUCCAUUAGGGCAACUUCUAAACACUGUUUACAGCUAGAGAGGUCAAGAACUAUGUUUGUUUCAUCUUUAGUUCAUGGAGUUCUUUUUAUGCUACAAGUUCCUGUUUCUCUUGGAAGCUGGGAAGAAUGGUGGACAUACGAUGGGAUAUCUGGUCCCAAUUACUGGGGUCUAUUGAAUCCAGAGUGGAGUCUGUGUAACAUAGGUAAUCGUCAGUCUCCUGUGGAUAUUGAUCCUUCCAAACUAUUGUUCGAUCCCCAUCUGCGACCACUGCAGGUGGGAAAAAAACGAAUAAAUGGAAUAAUCACCAACACCGGGCAUGGAAUUGUCUUUAAGGCCAAUUCUACAGCAAAAGCAGAAGCGGUCUACAUCAAAAGUGGACCAUUAUCGUACGAAUAUCGUGUGGACGAAGUGCAUGUGCACUUUGGAAGUUCUGAGAAUUUUGGUUCUGAGCACACAGUAGCUGGUCAAACCUUUCCUGCAGAGGUCCAAAUUUUGGGAUUCAACUCAGACCUCUACAAAAAUAUCUCAGAAGCAGUUACAAAGUCUCAAGGAAUCGUCGGGAUGGCACUCCUUAUCCAGGUGGGCGAAGAAACGAAUUUCCAGCUUAGACUACUAAUAAGUCAACUUAACGAGGUUCUCUACAAAGGACAACAGGCUAUUCUAAAAUCGCUCUCGGUGCAGGAACUGCUUCCUGAUACUCAUUUCUAUACUACGUACGAAGGCUCAUUAACAAUGCCCGGAUGUCACGAGACUGUUACGUGGCUUGUGAUGAACAAACCACUUUAUAUAACUAGACAACAGCUCUACGCGCUUAGACAGCUGAUGCAAGGAGAACAGGAAAACCCAAAAGCGCCCCUAGUCAACAAUUUUAGGCCAACACAAGCCAUGCACCGUCGUUUGCUCAGAACAAAUAUUGAUUUCAAUCGUCGUAAGAGCCUACAGUGUCCUACUAUGUACAAGAAUAUGUUCUAUCAGGCAAAUCCAGGACUACAAUAAGGAUUGUGGGGAUCAUACUAUUUUAGUGUAAAGCGGCUUGAGAUUUUGGUUUUAUGAUUCAAAACGGACUAUCUUGAUUAUUCUGACGGACUUUUAUAAACUGAAAAAAAAAAUUAUGUACUGCUUUAAUAACUUCCGUCCUGUCCAAUCGUUUAUAUACAAUCAAACAAUACAGUGAAAGAAUGAAACACAUUUCAAGCCCAAAUCCAAAAAUGUCUGUUUUGUGGUCCUAGUUUCUGACAAAGAUCAUUUGGAC